Molecule: messenger RNA, 897 nt
Organism: Pocillopora verrucosa
Lineage: Eukaryota; Metazoa; Cnidaria; Anthozoa; Scleractinia; Pocilloporidae
Source: RefSeq, a predicted model, not a curated record
AUGCCUCCUAGAAAACGUUCUGCCGUUGUGAAUGACUGUCCUAAACGGGUCAAACGAACAAAGAAAACCAGCCCAUCCGAGAUAAGUCAUUUUAAACUCUACCGCAGUUUGAGGGGAGGCGUUCCUGCUAAAGCGGGUUUGGGUGAACCACAACCCCAGCAGAUUUUUACUAGUAUUGCGGUGGGUCUUCCCGCCCGGGUUAGUGCUAAACUUAAAGCCAAAAUAUGGGCAAACGAAUAUGUAGACUUUGGGGCAUUGCUUUUUUCCUCCCCUCAAAAUGAAGGCAAAUAUUCGUUAUCUAUGAUGCCUUCUGCUGGGCUGCAACGCUCGCCACAGUUCACGCUCGAGCCCUCACAAUCCAACAAAAGGAUUACUUCGAUACAUCAAUGGGCUUCGGCAUUUAAUAUUUUUGUCUCAGUCUAUGCGGAGCGCUUCUCUAGCGAAACUCCAAGUUUAAUGAAAUAUUGCGAAGUUGUACGAGAUUUGGCUUAUAAAUCAGGCGAUUGGUUUGGGUAUGACGAACAAUUUCGCUAUAUCAGACAAUCGAACCCAGCACUUUACCCAUGGGACCAAAUACACUGGGAAUUAUGGCUAAGAGCUGCCAACAGUUUUCGUAGGCCACAGUCGUUCACAAACAAAUUUCAGACUCAAACUCGUCAACGCUUUCGAUCUCCCCCUUUUCCAAAGGGAACUUGCUGGGUCUUUCAAGCCGGGAAGCAUUGCUCUGGCUGCCAAUAUGACCACUCCUGCUUUAAAUGUGGAGCAAAACACCCAGGCAGUCAAUGUGUCAUUCAAGCAAUCACACCCCAUUUCGGAGGUAAGCUUAAAGGAGGCCCGACUCAAGCACUGGGUUCUACACAGUCCCCCGGUUACCCCGGUGAAAGUGGAUCGUCUUAA